Molecule: messenger RNA, 1371 nt
Organism: Dracunculus medinensis (Guinea worm)
Lineage: Eukaryota; Metazoa; Nematoda; Chromadorea; Rhabditida; Dracunculidae
Source: the annotation of a GenBank genome assembly
AUGUUAUUAAAAACGGGUAAUUUAUUUAUACAAUUAAAUCGACGGAGUAUAUGUGGUAAAGCUGAAAUGGAUGCAAAAAUACGGGCUUAUCAGCAGUCGGUAUCAGUUUUAGAUGAUGCGAUUGAUAAGAUAACAUUCUCGCAACUUCCCGCAAAUAAUCCUAUUGAAGAUCAUUAUUCCAUUGCGAAAUGUUUGCAUACAAAUUCCUAUUUCUUUGGAAUAUUUGACGGACAUGGUAGUGAAUGUUGCAGUCGUCAUGUUUCUGUGCGUUUGUACGAUUAUUUAUGUGCUUCAGUACUCAAAAAAUAUUCAUUUAAUAAUUUGUCAGACCGCGAUCAACUUAAAUGGAUUUUUUCUAGUUCUGAUCGUGACUUUUCACCCUCAUUCAGGCAAAGACAUGCAGCAAAUUUAGAAAAAUUCAUAAAAAAUGAUUCAAUGGAUACAGCAACAAUGAUGAAAGUGAUUGAAAAUGCUUUUCUAGCUAUGGAUGAUGAUAUUUCAAAUGAUGCACUUCCUGAUACUAAUGGGAAUAUUUCGAGGAAUCGAGUAAAAAUUGCUGUAUCAGGUUCUUGUGGAAUUGUCGCACACCUCCGAAAAAAUCAUUUACAUGUCGCAAAUGUCGGUGAUAGUGUUGCUAUUUUAGGCACUCUAAAAAAUGGUCACAUAGCUCCGCAACUUUUAUCAAAAUUACAUUCUUGUGACAAUACUGACGAGAUUAAACGGGUACGUAGUGCGCAUCCAAUAUCAGAAUCAGAAACAAUAUUGCGGAGUGAUCGUCUUCUGGGUGAACUUUAUCCUUUGAGAGCAUUUGGUGAUGUACGAUAUAAAUGGCCAUUAAAAUUACAGAAAAUAAUCCUCGCUCCUUUCGAUAUUGAUGUUCCAAAUGGGCUUCAAACUCCUCCUUAUUUAACCGCUCUUCCAGAAGUAUUUUAUCAUCGUUUGACAUCGGAUGAUCAGUUUCUUAUAUUAGCAUCAGAUGGACUUUGGGAAUGGUUGGAUCCGGAUACUGUUGUUAGACUUGUGUAUGAUCAUACUAUUGGCACUGAGACACUCACACCUUAUCAACCGGAUUACCACUUAUCAUUAUCUGAAGCAAGCCAUUUCAAUUCUCAUAUUUUAAAGUUAAUUGUAUUUGAACGUCUUCAAAAACGGUUACUUGGUGAAUGUAAAAAGCCACUUGAUGAAAAUAGCGCUACGCACUUAAUAAGACAUGCUCUUGGUGGAUGUGCUAGUGAUGCUGAGGAGCAAUAUUUACGAUUAAAAGAUAUGCUUGAAUCACCUCCUGGUACAGCGAGAAACAUUAGGGACGACAUAUCUAUUAUAAUUGUGCAUUUCAGUCAGCAGUACCUUCAGAUGAAUCGAGUUAAUUAA